Cladocopium goreaui is the source of this 2248-nucleotide messenger RNA. NCBI's taxonomy places the organism in Eukaryota, Dinophyceae, Suessiales, Symbiodiniaceae. The record is from the annotation of a GenBank genome assembly.
CUCUUCACCUGCAGACCGUUGUGACGCUCCCGCGGACUCUGCCAAGCGAAGAUGGUCAACGCAGAGCCUUCCAACAAUUCCAACGAAGAAGGGCCGCGGCCCGAUUCGCCAGGAGGUGCCCGCUUGCCCUUGCAGCUGGGACGCUUACCGGCCGAACGUUUAGAGCGGGUGCACCAGGCCAUGCGGCAUCUGAAAGAGGAAGGCUUGGAGGAGCUGCCAGACAUCGACGCCUUGGCCAAGAGCGUCAAAGCCAGCCACGCUGCCGGCAACGCCAAGCUGCCGCAGGAGCACCUGACCACGGAAUACAUGGGCAUGUCGUUAUGGGCCUGGACCCCUCAGCGCUGGUUCAGCAGCAUCCAUGGGAUGUCUGACCCUGCCGGGACCAAGAGCGACGAGCUGCAACAUGCGGAAGGAGAUCAGCUUCCCCCAGUGCCGGAGACGACGGAGGCCUUGCUGAACAAACGAUCGUUACAAUCAGAACAUUUCAAGCAAUGGUGUGAGUUGAUGAAGGUGGCGGAAGCCGAGAUCCGAUCCAUGGCGACCAUGGAUAGCUCAGUGCUGACCAAAGGCGAUGGAGCCGCGGUGUGGUUUGAUCCAACUCCAUCCAUUGAAGGAAAAGGGGUGCUUCGCAGACAUGUCGCGCAUCGUGACUGUUGGGUUGGAGCACCGCAGAUGGCCAGCAGGCGAGGCUGUGUGUCAGAGUCCCGACCUGCGAAGGCCAAUUCAGCAGCAGCAAUACUCUCUGUUCACUUGGAUGAUGGCCUUAUGGCACUGGACGCUUGGUCUCACAUCAUGGGCGAGCACUAUCUGGAUACUUCCGGUCGACCCGCCGAAAAGGAGUUCUAUGGCUGCAGCGAUCCACUCUUCACCCAAAGCUUCAAGGGUCGCUACAUGCCCCGCGCAGUGCUUGCAGGUGAACAGAGUGCCAUGGACUCUGUUGGGCAAGCAGCGUUGUUUGACCCGAAUUCCAUUGUUGGUGUGUCAACAGGGUGCAACGUCCAGGAAGCUUGCGUCGGCUUGACAGUGCCAGAGAUCAUGGAAGCAGUACGUUUGCAACUGGAACGCGCAGACUUUGUUGAAGGCAUGCUGAUCACACAGACCAUUGGUGAGGACUUUCUCACCAGCGGCCUGCUGAAGUACGUGCUGGAGGAUCUCACUAUGAACUUACCUAAGCUGGUGAAGAUCGUCUCCUCGUGCAUUGCGGAUCCCCAGGCCGAUCAUAGCAAGAGCUCCGCAAAUGCGGCCAUCUCGAGCAAACACCAACUGGAAGGCAGCGAUGUCGUGCUCUUCUACGAUGCGACCUCCUCCAAAAAAUUGGCCAGUCAGAAGGUCAAUGGUUUUGGGGUGGCCAAUCCAGACGAUGCAGAGUGCCGAGGUAUCGCCAGCCGCAUCUUCAGCGGUCUCACUGGGCCCAUGCGCUUUGGCCGUGUGGAUGGCGCCACGCCCUCCUGUUUGUCGCACCUGGCGACGACCCUGGUGCCCUACCCUCGCGUCAAAUACACCUUCCCAUCUCUGGGGGGGCUUGGGGGUGUCACCGAUUCAGGCAUGCCCGUUGGCUUUGAGGCCGCCUCAGCGGCCAUCUCCAAUGGUUGCCUUUGCACCGCCAAUGCGGAUCGCACGAAAGGGAAGACCAUCUCGUCGACCAUGAUCUGCCGCGGCAUGGCGCACUCAAUGGCCUUAUCUCCUGUGAUCUCCAAACGCCUGGACCAUCCGCAGGAGUGGGUGGACUAUAGCAAAGGCUCCGUGAGCGUGGUGAGUUUCCAGGAUCCCAGGAGUGAAGGGCAUCCCAUGGUGACGAUGUUGGAGAACUCGACCCGCGCCAAGUUUGUGUUGGAACACCAGGUUCAAAGCUUUGAGGCGCAACCCCAACCAGCAGAGGGAGCGGAAAUCAUCGAGGAGAUGCGUUGUAUGAUCAAGGAUUAUGAGGAAAUUGAAACUGAAACUCUUGACGAUUGCGAGGAAGAGGAGGAGUAUGAGGAGGAGUAGGUGAAGGGUCUCUCAGAUUUGGAUGUUUCAUCCACCGUGUUGACGGACUCAGCAUUUUGGUGCCUUCAUCCCAAAAAAACAAGGGCCCAACAGAGGAUUUUUUCUGUGUCCAUUCUGGAUGUUCAGCUUAAGGUUUCUCGCGCCCCUUGGCUUCUUCAAAGAAGGGCCCAAGGAGGCUGGAGGACACCCAUCCAGUUGCCAGCUUAUUCCAUCUGAGCUGGUCCGACUGAAAGGAUUUUACUUAUAUAGGAGUGCGGUUUCU